Auanema sp. JU1783 is the source of this 1530-nucleotide messenger RNA. Lineage: Eukaryota; Metazoa; Nematoda; Chromadorea; Rhabditida; Rhabditidae. The record is from the annotation of a GenBank genome assembly.
AUGAAGCUUUGGCUGUUGUGUCUCGUAAUCGUCACGACAGCGUCAGCUUCCUAUUGCGGUGAAAAUGGUGUGCCGUUCAGUUUGGAAGUCUUGCCAAGUGGUCUGCCUGUACUUGGAUGCGCCCAGCCAACGUGUAUAGCUCAAUUAGCGGAUGAUGUAGAAGAUUCAGUUUUUAAUAAUGAUAACUAUGGACAAGCUGAUGGCUUCUUCCGCGAGGGUGAUCGAAACCGUCAGGGAUACGUUCAGACAAACAAAAUGAAAGCCAAUUGCUCCGGUCAUUUUGAUGCACUGAGUUGCUCCAAGAAGAACCAAUGGGUUGGUGGAAUCGAGUACAUUGACCAUUCUCGUCAACCACUUGUUCUCCAAUGCUGCUCUUUCGAGGGACUUCGCUUCUCACAAGAUGUCGGUGUGACUACCAUUGGAGCUGGUGAAGCUGUUACAGGUGGUGAAGUUAUUCGAGAAGGAAGACAGAUCUCGUUUGAUGUGAUCGCCAAUUUGCGCAAAGUCGUCGAUCCAGAUGAUUCACGAAUCAUCUCAUAUGAAGUUACUAUUCGUCGGAUGAAUUGUCUUCCUGAUCCUUCUGAAUCGGAGACUCCGGUCAGCGAAGGUGUUUAUGAGGAAGUUGUACGCGUACUAGAAAAUGCAAAUAAUGGUUCACAACCGUUGGGACAUGAGGGACAUCCACAUAUGGAUGCUGAGAAGAAGCAUCGCCCAGAAAAGUUUGAGAAAAAGAAACGCCAUAAGACUCAUAGUGUUCAUGAAAGAGUUGGUCCCUUAUCUCAUCAUGGAGAGAAAGAGAACUUCGUAGGAAGCUUUGGGGCACCAAUUUAUCGUCCCAUGGACGAAGAAUAUGAGAAAAAGUCCACAGCUACUCCCAGAAGAUAUGUCCCAUCUGCUCCUAAGAGAGUCUCAAUAGAAAUUCAGAGACCAUCCGUUCAGAUCGACCCAAUCACUACAACAACAACAUCUGCCCCAACGACAACACAACCAGUAUAUACGCUACCUACCCUACCUCCGUUCCGACUACCAACUUUCUCUAAUAAUAUUGGUAUAUUCGGAUUGCCACCUCCACCUCCUCCUCCACCACCUAUGCCGCAACAAAGGUCGUUGAGUUCUCCUCAAGCAUUUGGUGUGAGUCAAGCAAACCCACUCAAUCCUCUUCCUCCACCAACAUUAUUACAUUUCCCACUAAUGUUCCCUCAACAUCAGUCGUCUCAAGCAUAUAAUCCUUUUGCUGUCAACAAUGAUCAGAAUAACGUUAUGGCUCCUCAGCGGAUGUCUCUUCCUGAACUGAAUAACAAUAACGUUUUCGGAAUGAAUAACUUGGAGCAAAUACCACCCUCACCGGAUAACUUAUUGAAUCACCAGCACAACUUUGGUUUGAGUUCACAGAACAGCUACGGCUUGUUUAAUAAUCAGCUUCGUGAACCUCAAAUGGCUCCAAAUAACCGCAACUUAGGCCAAAUAUUCCUUCCGCCACCAUUUACUUCACUUGGAAAUGCUUUGCAUAACUUCCAAGCUCAAGGAUAA